This is a messenger RNA of Opisthorchis viverrini, 642 nucleotides long. RefSeq lists its product as hypothetical. Lineage: Eukaryota; Metazoa; Platyhelminthes; Trematoda; Opisthorchiida; Opisthorchiidae. The transcript has 5 exons. The record is from RefSeq and is a predicted model, not a curated record. The coding region runs from base 1 to 642 and encodes 213 amino acids.
AUGAAGUUGCAACACUGUGCACAGAUUCAGCUAUCCACUUCGUAUUUUACGGUCUCGGAACUUAGGGAUAAAUCUGGAUUUGCGAGAAAGACGAGAGGCACAGACUUGAAGGUCAGUGGUUCGAACCCAAUUUCUACAUCUGGACUGCUCCUGUCUAGGCUUGGGCAACCUGACAGUAUCUUGGUCUUCGUGCUUCCUUCGGGUGGCAUAGCUACACGGUACAUGUUCGAACUCAACUUCCAUCCGAAUAAGAGACUAGCCGGUCGGUUGUUCUCCGUAGAGAACAAGUUGAAGCCACCGCGUCUGAUAAACCGUGCUGGAUUUUUUGUCACGAAGAAGAAGGAUAGAGUAAGGCUCGGUAACGGCCUCUAUUCUGUUCGAUUGAUGGUUUGCCCUCAGGGCGUAUUCGCCCGCAAGCUGGCGGUGGCGUGUCGGUGGCUUUCCAAAUCAACUGAUCUGUCGGACCGAAGUAGACGCAGUGCACCAAAUCUGGCCUGGCAGAACAGAACACUCGCCAACUUACUGACCCGUCACAACAAGAGAUCUUACCGUGAUGUGACGGUUAGCGUACCUCGGCGACCAAUUGAGCUAUACUGGGGGUUGUCCCCGCGACACUUUCAUACCAGGUUGGUCAAUGGUUAG